GGAAGUUACUGAUCAGUUCAAAGGUUACACUGAUAUGACUGAUUUGUUCUUCCGAGAGAGCGUUUAUUAUAAUUAGCGUAGUAGAAAUUCGCGUUAGUUAAAUCGAGGUGCCAGUGUCGAGAAGUAGUAGUCUAAUUCGGAUAUGUUGCGAACUGCGAACAGAAUCUCUUUGCGUCCAAGGACACCUGUGUCAGGUAAUCUUCUGACUUGCAGGCGGUAUAAAGUGGACGUGAAGUUGCCGCAAAGCGCGGAUGUGGUGAUUAUCGGAGGAGGAUCAGCGGGAUGUCAUAUACUAUAUCAUCUUUCGAAGCGCGGAGUAAAAGCCGUCCUGCUCGAACGUGCCAAAGUCACUUCCGGUACUACAUGGCACACGUCAGGCUUAAUCUGGCAACUUCGUCCCAACGAUGUUGAAGUGGAGCUCUUGGCCAGUUCCAGGCGAACAAUAAUGGGGCUGGAGGCAGAAACAGGGUUAGAUCCAGGUUGGAUUCAGAACGGGGGCAUCUUCUUGGCUCAUUCCGAAGUACGCAUGAACGAGUAUAAACGGCUUGCAUCUCUUGGCAGUGCUUACGGAAUCGAAUCGCAUAUUUUAACGCCCCCCGAAACAAAGAAAUAUUUUCCCCUCCUAAAUGAAAAUGCAUUCACUGGUGCCUUAUAUGCCCCAGGAGAUGGAGUCAUAGACCCGGCUAUGUUAUGUGCGGCGCUAACUAAAGCAGGAACGAGCAAUGGAGGAAGAGUGAUCGAAAACUGUCCUGUGACAGAUAUUUUAACUGAUGAGUGCCCCUUAGUGGGAAAAAAGGUUACAGGUGUCAGUACUCCUUAUGGUGUUGUAAAAACGAAUUGUGUGGUGAACGCUACUGGUGUAUGGGGACAACGUCUGGCAGAAAAGUUCGGGACAAAGCUUCCACUGGUUCCCAUGCGGCAUGCUUACAUUAUUACGGAAUCUGCCAAAGGAGUUCGCGGACUUCCCAAUAUUCGGGACCAUGAUCAUUCAAUUUAUUUCCGGAUACAAGGUGAUGCCAUUCAGAUGGGAGGCUAUGAACACAAUCCAAUUUUGUUGGAAAAGGUUCCUAAGAAUUUUCAAUUUAGCUUGUAUGAUUUGGACUGGUCAGUGUUUGAUGCCCAUGUGAAAGGAGCUGUAGAUAUCUGUCCAGUGUUCGGUAAUUUGGGUAUCAAGACUACAGUGUGCGGGCCUGAAUCCUUCACUCCGGAUCACAAACCAUUGAUGGGCCCUGAUCCCAAUGCCCAUGGGUUGUUCCACCAUUGUGGUUUCAAUUCAGCAGGCAUGAUGUUGGGAGGAGGAUGUGCAGAACAAACAGCACUAUGGAUAAUCCAAGGUCGCCCUGAACGUCACAUGUUUAAUUACAAUCUUUGUCGCUUCAGUCCAAAACAGACAAAUAACUCAAAAUGGGUUUUGGAAAGAAGCCAUGAAAGCUACGCCAAGAAUUAUAGUACUGUUUUUCCUAACGAUCAACCUUUAGCUAGCCGUAAUUUACAAACUGAUCCCCUACAUCAAGAGCUGAUUGAACAAGGCGCCAUAAUGGACGAGAAGCAAGGUUGGGAGCGCCCGUCAUAUUUCAUAAGUGGCGUAAAAGCACAGAUUCCUCCGUACGACUGGUAUGGAGCGUAUGGAUAUAAGAAAAAUGAAAAUUCAGAAUAUUUACAAGCGAUGGAGGGUGACUUGGACUUCGGAUUUUCCAAGCACCACGAUUUGAUAGGAAAGGAAGCGCUGGCCUGUCGGAAUAAUGUUGUCGUCUUCGACAUGUCCUAUUUCAACAAAAUGUAUUUGGAGGGACCUGAAGCCGAUCAAGCAGCAAAUUGGUUGUUUACAGCUAAAACAAAUCGGCAAGUCGGCAAGAUUUCGUACACAUGCAUGUUGAACAGUCAUGGUGGAGUGGAAGGUGAUGUGACCGUCCACAAAAUAUCUUCAGGAAGCGGCCAAAUACAUGAUCCCAAAAUGGGUGGUACGGGAUAUUACAUCGUAAGCGGUGGAGCAUCUGCAUAUUACUGUUUUACGAAUGCUGAUGCUGAGCUCAAAGCAAAGGGAUUCAAAGCGACGUUGAAGGACGUUACAUCCGAAAUGGGUAUAAUAUCAAUUCAGGGGCGUAAAAGUAGAGACAUUUUGCAGACGAUUGUGGAUAUAGACUUAUCAGAUAAGUCACUGCCGCCUUAUUCCGCGACUCUGGCUAAUAUUCUGACGAAUGGUGGCUCUUUGAAACGAAGCGUACGUGUGAUGCGAGUCAGUUUUGUCGGUGAACUAGGUUACGAGUUGCACAUUCCAAACGCUAAUUGUGUGGAUGUUUACAAGGCACUUAUGGAAGCUGGUAAAGCUGAUGAUAUCAGGAAUGCAGGAUAUCGUGCUUUGUAUUCUUUGAGUAGUGAAAAGGGAUAUCAUCUAUGGGGAUUUGAUCUUCGUUCAGACGACACUCCCGUAGAGGCUAACUUAACACAUACUUGCCGGAAGGAAGGAGAAUAUAAUGGAAAGAAAGUUGUUGAUCGUCAGUUGAGGCUAGGAACAAACAAGAAGCUGGUAUAUUUAACAUUAAAAGAACAAGUUCCUGUUUGGGGUCUUGAGAGCGUUUAUCGUAAUGGAGAAUUGGUGGGUCAUCUUAGACGAGGCGAUUAUGCUUAUUCGCUAAACCGGCCGGUCGGGCAAGCUUUCCUCAUUCGAAAAGACGGAAAAUUAAUCGAUGACGAUUUUAUCAAAUCGGGAAACUACAAAGUUAAUGUGAUGGGCAAACUUUAUGAUGCUGAAUGUUUUGUUAGUAGUCCAUUCGAUCCGGAAAGCAAAAGGAUUCUAGGAAUAUAUUAAUUUAUUAGAAAUAAUAAGUUAUGCGAUACGGAAUGUCACGCGGUGAAAACAUCUGAAAUUGGCUAUACAUAUACCGAUUGUUGUCCAAUGCAAAUAUAUAUAUAAUACAUUUGAUAGCGCACAAGUUGCAGUAAAUA
Messenger RNA from Hermetia illucens (black soldier fly), 2946 nucleotides. It is a transcript of the gene Sardh, whose product is annotated as sarcosine dehydrogenase, mitochondrial. The coding region runs from base 143 to 2809 and encodes 888 amino acids. Gene Ontology annotation, cellular component: mitochondrion; cytoplasm; mitochondrial matrix. The record is from RefSeq and is a predicted model, not a curated record. Gene Ontology annotation, molecular function: protein binding; sarcosine dehydrogenase activity. The transcript has 4 exons. NCBI's taxonomy places the organism in Eukaryota, Metazoa, Arthropoda, Insecta, Diptera, Stratiomyidae.